CAGGCCGAGUCGGUCUCUCGAGCCGGUGCUGACCGUGUUCUGUGCAACCAUGUUCCUGCGAUCUUGGCCUCGUCGCCAGUUGUACUAUCACCCUUUAGCGGCCCUGACUGUCGUCGCGGUUUGCCUGGGUCCCAGAGUACUUUGUGCGUUUAAUCCUGCAAAGGGCACAGAAGCUCAGUGUGAAGUAUGUGAAAAUUUCUUGGGAAGAUUUUACAAAUCUUUAAAAGAAAAGCAUUCUGAUUUCUCCAUGGCUUCUAUAGAGGAUGAAUUAGUCAACAGUUGCAAGAAUACAAAAGGAAAAGAAAACCGCUUGUGUUAUUACAUUGGGGCCACAAGCGAUGCAGCUACCAAGAUACUUAGUGAAGUAAGCCGUCCAAUGAGCGCUCAUGUUCCUGUGUCUAAAAUCUGUGAGAAGCUGAAGAAAACAGACAUUCAGAUCUGUGAGCUCAAAUACGAAAGACAACUGGAUUUAACAUCGGUAGACCUCUCUAAGAUGAGAGUGGCUGAACUGAGGAAGAUCCUGGAUAGCUGGGGAGAAGUGUGCAGAGCAUGCAUUGAAAAAACAGACUUUGUCAACCUGAUUAGGGAGCUUGCACCAAAGCACACAGGGACUCCAGGGAUCAAACCCCAGACUAAGAAAACAACAUGUGUUUUGAAAUGGCAUAUGGAUGAGUUCAUAAAAAGAAAGAAGCUACUCAUUAUUCAUAGUCUACCUGGCAAACAGAAAGAGGAAUUCUAAAGGCCAGACACGCAUACAGUCAUGGGACUGGAAGAAUCUUUUCAUAUGACUGAGAUAGCAGGACCAACCUAAUUGCCUCCUUCUUGACAAAACUUUAAAACCAGCUUGCCAGCCUCCUCUUUAAUAAUAGAUGGCCCAGCAAGGGAUUGGAAAAUCUAUUUUUGAUCUUCAGCAGAGAUAAAGAUUUCAGUUUUGGCCUUCACUAAUAAACAUCCGAGUUGUGUAACUAGAGCCACAUAUGCUAUUGUUAUGAUGUUACUGAUACACGUGUCGAUCCUAUUAUAGCUGGGCAGAUCAGGCUACAUUAUCUUUUUUGCCACUUCAGCCAAGUAACUUGAGGCUACAGCACUAUUGACUUCGAACUACCUCAUCAGGAAGCAUCUGUUUGGCCUCAGACUGUAACUGUAGCUUGCUAUGGAGAUGGUUCUUUUGUGAGAGCUUUUUGUUUAGUUGCUGACAGG
This is a messenger RNA of Varanus komodoensis (Komodo dragon), 1200 nucleotides long. RefSeq names its product cerebral dopamine neurotrophic factor (gene CDNF). The coding region runs from base 50 to 739 and encodes 229 amino acids. The record is from RefSeq and is a predicted model, not a curated record. NCBI's taxonomy places the organism in Eukaryota, Metazoa, Chordata, Lepidosauria, Squamata, Varanidae. The transcript is spliced from 5 exons. Gene Ontology annotation, cellular component: endoplasmic reticulum. Gene Ontology annotation, biological process: neuron projection development; dopaminergic neuron differentiation.